AUGUUUUAUGCUUAUUCAGAUAAUUUAUUUGUAUAAUAUUUGAAGUGUUUAAUUAGAUAAAUAAACUUACCUGCUGCAAAAAAACGCAGAUAAAAUAAAAAAGAUUAAAUCAUGAAAUUUUCAAUAUAAUUAAAAAAAAGUAUUAUCUAUUAUUCUAUGAAUUUCUACCCAAUUGACUUUGAAGAACAAGCCUCUUAAUAGUUAAUUAACGAACCCUAAAUUGAGUAAACGAAUGAGUCAUUAUACUAUGAGUAUGACCAAAGUGCUUAUUAGGAGCCAGAAUAACUUAAUACUUUUGAUGGGUAUCUAUAAGAAGAGCCUGUCCUUUUGUUUAAUUAUGUUGAAGAAGCACCAAAAAGGAAAACUAAACAUGUUAACAGAAAAUCUAAAAAAAUUAGAAAAGCUGAUUCAGAAACAGAUGUUCCUUCAGGAAAAAGAAUUAAAUCUCGUAUUACUAAUAAUGAUGUCUUGAAAUUACAGUAAUGUUAGAGAUUAAAAACAAUAAUCUCUCAAAUGGAGGCUCUCUUACAAUAAACAAGAACAUCAAUUCUCAGUCAAUAUAUGAAAAAUCACACUAAGUGACCUCCUUAAUGAUUAAAUAUAUCGAGUUAUAUAUAUAUAUAUAUUUGUAGUAACAUAUAUUAUAAUA
Molecule: messenger RNA, 649 nt
Organism: Paramecium tetraurelia
Lineage: Eukaryota; Ciliophora; Oligohymenophorea; Peniculida; Parameciidae
Exons: 2
Source: RefSeq, a predicted model, not a curated record